Eufriesea mexicana is the source of this 1048-nucleotide messenger RNA. It is a transcript of the gene Chmp1, whose product is annotated as charged multivesicular body protein 1. The coding region runs from base 76 to 675 and encodes 199 amino acids. The transcript is spliced from 4 exons. Gene Ontology annotation, biological process: vacuolar transport. The record is from RefSeq and is a predicted model, not a curated record. NCBI's taxonomy places the organism in Eukaryota, Metazoa, Arthropoda, Insecta, Hymenoptera, Apidae.
CAAGCAUAGAUUAAUUUUAUUAUUUAAAUUGUUUAUUUCUUAAAUUUUAUCAAAACGGGGGCUGAACAGUCAAUCAUGUCCGUCUCUCAGAUGGAAAGAAAUUUAUUUAAUCUCAAAUUUGCUGUGAAAGAAUUAGAAAGAAAUUCAAAGAAAUGCGAGAAAGAAGAAAAGGUAGAGAAAGCAAAAAUAAAAAAAGCUAUUCAAAAAAGCAACAUGGAAGGUGCUCGUAUUCAUGCGGAAAAUGCAAUUCGUCAACGUAAUCAAGCACUAAAUUAUUUGCGAAUGAGUGCAAGAGUUGAUGCAGUAGCUAGCAGAGUACAAACUGCUUUAACUACACGUAAAGUUACUCAGUCAAUGGCUGGAGUAGUUAAAGCUAUGGAUGCAGCAAUGAAAUCAAUGAAUUUAGAAAAAAUUUCAGGUCUAAUGGAUAAGUUCGAAAGUCAAUUUGAAGAUUUGGAUGUACAAAGUUCUUACAUGGAAAAUGCUAUGUCUCAAACUACAACAACUAAUGUACCACAAAAUGAUGUUGAUAGUUUAUUAAAACAAGUUGCAGAUGAAGCUGGCUUGGAAUUGAAUAUGGAAUUGCCACCUGGACAAUUCAGCAGUAUAGGUACCACUACUGUCAGCCAAGAACAAGAUGAACUUACACAACGGUUAGCAAGACUUCGUGAAUAGUAAUACAGAUAUAAAAACUAGUUAGAAAACAGGGACAUCAUGAAAAGGUUAUAUGCUUAUCUGCUAUAAUUUGCAGUUAACUUUUAAUUUUUUGACUGUUAUAGAUGCCUAUAAGCGAUCACUGAAAAUACUUACUAUGUAUUAUUGGUGCCUACAAACACUUGAUAAUCUCUUAUGCAAUAUUAUUGAAAAGUUUAGUCCAUUGUCUUUUUCUUUUGAUACUAACAAAUUUGAAGUUAAUUACAAUGCAAUAUACUAUUUAUUAUGCAAGAAAGUGAUUUUUCUAGUUUCACAUGAUUCAUGAAUAACAACCUAUUUCCACAACUGCUUAGUACUCUGUGACUAUUAUUACUGCAACUCAGCUGUGCACAAU